AUGUUGCUUUUAUCACUCACAGGUGGAAAGCCUUGUCCUUCUCCUUCGUCACUCCAGGAGUAUCGACUGUGUAAUGAGCAUUCUUGCAAUCUGCUAUACUGGGAAACCUCUGCAUGGAGUCUCUGUUCAGAAAAUGCCUUGCUAACAACUCUGAAUACGACUAUCAAUUGGAACAACAGGGCAACCUGUGGAGUUGGAGUACAGACUAGGAGGGUCUUUUGUGUGAAAAAUAACUCUGGCCAGGUCCCAGCUAAAAGGUGUCCAGAAUCCAUUAAACCAGAAACCAUCCGCUCAUGCUUGCUCCCGUGUAAGAAAGAUUGUGUAGUGACUCCCUUCAGUGAAUGGACACGCUGCCCUACCACCUGCCAACAUGGGAAUUCCACCGCAAAAAAACAGUCCCGCUCCAGGAUCGUCAUUCAAGAUGCACUUAAUGGAGGAUCUGAAUGCCCGGAUACCUUAUUUGAAGAAAGAGAGUGUGAAGGCGUCUCACUUUGUCCCACCUACAGCUGGAAGGUCCACAAGUGGGGUCAAUGCUUAUUGGUGCCUGAUUCAGUAAGGCAAGGUGUAUUAGGAAUCAAUGAAGCAUGUGGGGCCGGUUUGCAGUCAAGAGUUGUGACGUGCACUUUGGAAGGUAAUCAUUCAGUAGAUGCCAGUGAGUGCUUGAAGUGGGCAGGACCGAUGCCUUCCCUUGUCCAGGAUUGCUCAGUGCCUUGCAAAGAUGACUGCAUGUUUACUCCUUGGUCUAAAUUUACAGCAUGCACUUCCGAUUGUGAAUCAACACGGAUCAGAAGAAGAACUCUCACAGGAAGAAGCAAAAAGCGAGAGAAGUGCCAGAAUACCGAAGUCUAUCCUCAGCUUGAGACGGAACUCUGCCCUUGUGCAAUAUUUACCUCCCAGCCUUAUGGAAAUUGGUCGGAAUGCAUAAUUACAGUAGGAAGAAUAGAACUGCAGUUGGAGAUGAGAUUUCAGAGACAUGCCAAAGAAUGUGGAGAAGGUGUGCGCUUCCGAGCACUUGCCUGCUAUGAUAAGAUCGGCAGAGUUGUGGAUCCCUCUCGGUGCAACCACUCAGGUUAUAUUGAACAGCCUUGCACUGUACCUUGCCCAUUUGACUGCAAAUUAAGUGACUGGUCUGACUGGUCUCCUUGUAGUUCAUCGUGUGGGACAGGAGUGAAAAUUCGGUCCAGGUGGCUUAAGGAGAAACCAUACAAUGGAGGGCGUCCUUGUCCAAAACUGGAUCCAAAGAAUCAGGUGUACGAGGCAGUCCCCUGUUACAGUGAGUGCAAUCAGUAUUCCUGGCGAGUAGAGCCAUGGUCUCAAUGUGAAAUCAGCAGUGCACAAAAUUCCCUCCACUGUGGAGAAGGAAUACAAAUGAGGCAAAUCAGAUGUAUAAACACCACUGAAGGGGGAGAUGGUGAACCUGUACCUCUUGUGCUUUGUAAUCAGUCCAAAGUUCCUUUGGAAAAACAGAAAUGUAUCCUCUAUUGUCCUAAUGAAUGUGUGGUAUCUGAAUGGAGUCACUGGAGUCAAUGCCCAGAGCGAUGUGAUCCCAGUAUAAGGCAAACAAGGACUCGACAUAUACUACGAAUGCCUUUAAAACCCAAGACCUGCCCUGAAAGUGCACAGCACAGGCCUUGCAUUCUGAAUCAAAAUUGUUUUCAAUAUAGUUACAAUUUAACAGACUGGAGCACAUGCCAGCUAAAUGAAAAUUCAGCCUGUGGACAAGGGAUUAGGAAUCGCCUUCUAAGCUGUAUUCGCAGUGAUGGAAAAGCCGUGAACAUGAAUCACUGUGAGCAGUUGAAUAUGGAAACACCCACCCAGAUGACUGCCAACUGCAUGGUAGAAUGUGUAGUGAACUGUCUGGUUACGGAAUGGUCUUCUUGGUCGGAAUGUUCACAAACUUGUGGUCUUGCAGGUAAUUGUGCCAUUUGAAUUA
Messenger RNA from Thamnophis sirtalis, 1933 nucleotides. The record is from RefSeq and is a predicted model, not a curated record. Lineage: Eukaryota; Metazoa; Chordata; Lepidosauria; Squamata; Natricidae.